Enterobius vermicularis (human pinworm) is the source of this 2337-nucleotide messenger RNA. NCBI's taxonomy places the organism in Eukaryota, Metazoa, Nematoda, Chromadorea, Rhabditida, Oxyuridae. The record is from the annotation of a GenBank genome assembly.
AUGAUGGAACAUUCAAAGCAUUGGGUAUCUCUGUACAUCAUAAUCGUUUUGCCGUGUUUUCAAUGUUCAAAGACUAAUUUCAUUGAAUCGCAAGAGCCAGUUUACGAUAUCAAAAUUGAUGAAGUUCCGUUGGGAUUCGCUAAAGAUGGUUCACAAGUUCUCUCCGAGGAUGAAUUUGACAGCAGCAAAGUGCUUGAAAAAGGAAAGAAUAAUCUAGUGAUGACAAGUCAAUAUGGACAAAAAUUUAUUUGUACUCUACCCGCUCCACCGAAGAAAAAAGAGGAGAAGGAGGGGUCUCAUGAACAGGAAAAUUUGCCUCCUAACACCAUAGCCAAAAUUGUAUCUGCUGGAUUCUACACAAAGAAGUGUACAAAUAGAGAAUUUUUAUGGUGGACUUAUGAAGUUUGUUACGGGUCGGAGAUUAAACAGUAUCAUGUUGAAGCAGCGGGCACCGUCACAAGUACGGUUUCUCUCGGGUUCUUUUCAAAAAAUAUGGAAAUACCUACCUUUAAGCCUAACUAUGAUCGACCUCUUUAUUUUGAACAGCAAUACUCAAAUGGUACAUUAUGUGAUUUAACAGGGAAACCAAGACGGACUGUUGUAAGGUACUUUUGUGAACAGUUACUGGCGACUAAUGAAGUUUUCAUUGACGAGGUUGACGAGUCCUCAACUUGUGAAUAUGUCAUAAAUGUUAAAACUGGUUCAUUAUGCAAAUUGAGCUCUUUCUUACCGGUCGGUCGAAAUCAAGAAAUUAUGGAUGUAAAGUGCAGACCUUGGUUACAAGGAGAACAAGUCUCCAUUUUUAUUGCAGAAAAGGAAAACGAGCGGUUAGAAAAGGAGGCUAAGAACCAGGCAGCCGAUUUUCUCUUUAGAAAGGCAACAAGUAUUCAGAAACAGCGCUACAGCAGGAAACGUUUAGCGUUGAAAAAUUCAAGAGCUGCUAAGAAAGCAGCGUUGAUUGACAAACGUUUGAAAGGAUUAUACGAAUCUUAUGUAAAGGAAGCAUGGCGUUUGAAUAGUGAAUCUUCUUCACCGCAGAUGGGUAUCACUAAAAUCGUGCUAGAUUACUUUGGCGAUGCUGAAGAGGCGUAUCACAGUACGAAGGAUCAGGAGCAUGGUGACUUAUAUUGGUACUUCCACGACCCCUUUUGGGACAAAUCAUUUUUUCCACCAACGUUUGGCUACGUUCGGGCUCUUAACAAGUUUGAGCAAUUAGAGGUCAAUGAUGGGAAUCUUCUGAAGAAAAUUGGUGACAGAAGCGAUCGGAAUGCGUUCAUUCAGUUUCUUCACAAAGUGGAGAAAGGAAUUAUUACAGAGGCUGAUCUUAGUAACCUACUUGGGCCACUCUCUACUGUUUUUCAGGAGGACCGUAUUCCAACAGUUGAAAAUUCCUUCAAGAUUGGAGUCGGAGAUGAUGGCAGCGUUCUUCACUCAGCGUUUCAGAAACGUUUUGUUGAGGAUCGUCUGAGAUUAUUUGAAAAUAGAGUGAUAAAAUCAAUAGUCGGUGGUGACCGUUUUGCACCACAAGUUGUAAUGAGCAAAGUUGCUAGGGAUUUGCUAUCUUUGAAAAACUUGGUAAUGAAGCAAGAACGAUUUUAUAAGCAUAAAAGUGACGAUUCAUCACGAAUUCUGGUCUCUUACGAUACUGUAGAGAAGGUUUUCACGUUAUAUCAGGAUGCGUACAACCGUGCAAUCAGAAGGUUUGAUUGUGGGGAUUAUCAUAUUGAUUCUAGUGGGGAUGUCGUUGAUGGACCUGUUAUCCAGAAAAAGGUUUUCGAAGUAAAAGAUAUGAAGCCGGAAAAUAUAAAUCUGUUGUACUAUGAUGAGUUGGCUCACGAGCUUCAUGAAGUUUUCCCGGCAAGUGAAUCCGGAACCGCGUGGGAAGAGAAUAGGGCGCAGAGUCGGAUGGUGAGGAGGGCAAAACGACAUAAUUUACGUGAAUUAGUUGAGAUUUACUUCCGUAAAGGCACUGAUGAGGUGCUACCAAAAGAAAACUUUUCCCGGUCACUUUUCAACAAGAAUGUUGAGGGAAUCAAAGCUGUCAAGGGUCUUUUGAAAUCGCUUUUGAAAGACUCCGGAUUUUCAGAAGCUGACAUAACAAUUCAUGUCGUAACUUCUGAUGGUGAAAUAUUGGGCACGAGCGCUGAUGACUCAAGGGUAUCAAACUGGAUAAAGGCUCUGCUGGAGGAGCAGGCGAAAAUAAAUGAUGAGGUAGACAAGUAUCAGCUUCUUGAUAAAGCAUACUCGUUUGGGACUUCAAAAGAAGAAAAAGAUGCUCGUGGCUCCGGAAAAGAAACGAGACGCUCAGAUUUACCUAUAAUACGUGAAGUUUUAUGA